Molecule: messenger RNA, 321 nt
Organism: Arabidopsis lyrata subsp. lyrata
Lineage: Eukaryota; Viridiplantae; Streptophyta; Magnoliopsida; Brassicales; Brassicaceae
Source: RefSeq, a predicted model, not a curated record
AUGGUAAGCCUCUGUUUCAAGCUAAAGAUGUUCAUGAGCUGUUUAGAGAAGAAAAAUAAGCUCUGCAAUGAUAAAGAAGAAACACGAACCGGGCCUUGUGAAACACGACGUAAUUUUUCUUUGGUUUUGUCUUCUUCAUUUCUUUGGCUACAGAUAUUGGGUUUUAGACCUGAAAGAUGGUCUGGAAACUUGAAAGCGAGAUCUUUCCAAGCACAGAAAGAUCAUCUUCUAUUUCCUUUCUCUUUGAUGGGAAAUUGCUUCCAAAGUUGGCUACUUGCAGGUUUGUAACUUUCCCGCUCUGUCUUGGUAAAUUGGCUAUAA